Molecule: messenger RNA, 1242 nt
Organism: Paramecium tetraurelia
Lineage: Eukaryota; Ciliophora; Oligohymenophorea; Peniculida; Parameciidae
Exons: 4
Biological process (GO): signal transduction; endocytosis; peptidyl-serine phosphorylation
Cellular component (GO): cytoplasm; nucleus
Molecular function (GO): ATP binding; protein serine/threonine kinase activity
Source: RefSeq, a predicted model, not a curated record
AUGGACACGCCAAUUGGUAAGGAUCUCACAAAUUAAGUGAUUGGGAAGGUUUAUAAAUUAAUAAAAAGAGUUGGCAGCGGUGCUUUUGGAGAAAUAUAUUUGGUUGUUAAAGGAAAAGAAGAAUAUGCGAUGAAACUAGAAAGAAGUGAUACGAAACAUCCAUAAAUAUUUUUUGAGGCGAAAUUGUAUAACUAUUUGCAAGGAUCUGAUCCCAGAAUUCCUAGAAUAUAUGCUUAAGGUUAAGACGGUGAUUAUAAUUACAUCGUCAUGGAUUUACUGGGUUAAAGCUUAGAAGAAUUAUUUAGUAAAAAUAACAAAAGACUUUCACUCAAGACUGUGCUGAUGUUGGGUGAUCAAAUGAUUUAACGGAUUGAAUACAUUCAUACAAAAUAAUUUCUACAUCGCGAUAUCAAGCCAGACAACUUUCUAAUUGGUUUAGGCAAGAAAGCAACUCGGGUUUACAUACUAGAUUUUGGGUUAGCCAAGAGAUAUUUAACUAAGGAAGGUCACAUUCCUUAUAGAGAAGGAAAGAGUUUGACUGGGACUGCUCGCUAUGCUUCUGUCAAUACUCAUUUAGGUUUGGAAUAAUCAAGGAGAGAUGAUCUUGAAUCACUGGGUUAUGUGCUCAUGUAUCUGCUGAGAGGUUAAUUGCCUUGGCAAAAUAUGAAAGCUAUCAAUCAAAAGGAUAAAUAUUAAAGAAUUAUGGAGAAGAAACUUGAAACCUCUCCAGAUGCUCUUUGCAAAGGAUUUCCAAUUGAAAUGAGUUAAUAUUUGAAUUAUUGUAAGAAUUUAAAGUUUGAAGAUAAACCAGAUUACAAUUAUUUGAGAGGUCUUUUUAAAGAUGCUUUUAAGAAGAUAGGUUUCGAAUGGGAUUAUAAGUUUGAAUGGAUUAAGGAUGAAUCAAUUGUCAAAACCUAAUAGGAUAUACAAUCAGAAAAUAAGCUGAUGAUUAUGACUUAGCCAUUACAACAAUAACAAUAGGUAGUCAGACAAAAUGGCAUUGAGUCAGAUAAGAAGAUUGGAAAUAAUAGUCAUCAUCUCAAUAUCAAUUCUCAAUAAUAAUCAGGACAAAGAAGACCCCAAUAACAGACCAACAAAGCGUCAUAAUAGUUAUCAGUUGAGAAAAAAAGGACAACAUCCUAAACUAAAUAGUUUAUUUAAUCUAAAGAGUUAGUCAAACCUGUAACAUAAGUAUUAGCCCCAAAGAUUGUUACUACUAAAGAACCACCUAGAAAGUAUUGA